AUGGAAUGCUUGCCCUUUCAAGAAGCUACAAUGCAAUGCCCAAUCAGCUCCUUCUCUCCAGCAAACACAUUUCUAAUUAUAGAAACAUUUUUACUCUCUGUAUGCCUUCUUCAACCACUGCAGAAGGGUGGGAUCUACUUCGGUGCCGGUCCUCACAUUGUGCCUCCGGACUACUUUAACCUCCCUGAUAUCUUCUACUACACCAAACUCGUCACUAAUCCGGUGGGCACGUCACUGACUUCAUCGGUCGGCGAUGUCUCCCACAAUUACUUCAUUCCGGUGGAAUCUAUCAAUAUUGAUGCCAUACCCAUCUCAUUGGAUAAAUCCCUGUUGUUAUUCGACGAUAAUGGGGUUGGGGGUACCAAGAUCAGCACAAUGGUACCUUACACAACUUUGCAAUCCUCCAUCUAUAAAGCCCUCAUAAACGCUUAUGUUGAGAAGGCAACGGCGGUAGGGAUAAAGAGAGUGGCGGCAGUGAAGCCUUUUGAAGCGUGUUUCAGUACCUGGCGCAUUGGUGAGGGAGGGGCGGGAUUAAUUGUGCCAACCAUCGAAUUUGAUAUGUGGAACCGGACUUCGACUACCUUAACCAUAAGGUUCUAUGAACCUAACUCGAUGGUAAGAGUUAAGAAGGAUGUGAUAUGUCUUGCUUUUAUGGAUGGAGGACCAAACCCAAGAACUUCAAUCGUCAUAGGUGCGCAUCAGUUGGGAGACACAGUCUUGCAGUUUGAUCUCGUUAAUAUGAAGCUUGGGUACUUCCCUACACUGCGGUUAUUUAACACAAAUUGCUCAAAUAUCAUGCCCAGUUAA
Molecule: messenger RNA, 807 nt
Organism: Telopea speciosissima
Lineage: Eukaryota; Viridiplantae; Streptophyta; Magnoliopsida; Proteales; Proteaceae
Product: probable aspartic proteinase GIP2
Exons: 1
Coding region: 1-807 (268 amino acids)
Biological process (GO): proteolysis
Molecular function (GO): aspartic-type endopeptidase activity
Source: RefSeq, a predicted model, not a curated record